AUGAAGGCCGCUAUCUCGUUUGGACUAAAACCAUCAAUUCUCAUCUUUUGCGCUGCUAAUAAUGACUACACGCAGAACACGCAAGAGUUGAAUGUUGAUUGCCUUUCAAUGUUGAUCACUCUCUCUUUCAGUCGACUCGCUUACGAAGAAGCCGCACGGCCAUCGCGCCGACGACCCCGCAGCAGUCGCUACUGUUAUGCUACUAAUGUUCUCCUUAUGUACAAAUUACCCAAGUUUGAGCAUGAUGGUGAUUUUCUGAGCGGCUUGAUGAGUAUCGCUAGCGAUCUGAGCAAGGCCGUUGGCGAACGAAAUCUGGUUGGCCAGUCCACUAUUACUAACGCACCUAAAACUAAUGAAUCAGCCCAAGAGUCACAGCAGUUCAAUCAGCAGGACAUCGAAAAGCUGACUGCCAGCAUUGGUUCGCUUGUCGGAACCAUCCGAGACAAAGCCUCUGACAUCUUUCACAAACCGGUAGCCGGACAGGAACAAAAAAAGCUGGAGGGGAAGCCAGAGGAGAAGCCAGAUCAGCAGCCAGUGAUUGAUGACGUGGAAGGCGAAAGCAAGUUUUUACAAUCUUAG
Angiostrongylus costaricensis is the source of this 579-nucleotide messenger RNA. The record is from the annotation of a GenBank genome assembly. Lineage: Eukaryota; Metazoa; Nematoda; Chromadorea; Rhabditida; Metastrongylidae.